This is a messenger RNA of Copidosoma floridanum, 3267 nucleotides long. Its product is annotated as cytochrome P450 9e2-like. Gene Ontology annotation, molecular function: oxidoreductase activity, acting on paired donors, with incorporation or reduction of molecular oxygen; monooxygenase activity; iron ion binding. NCBI's taxonomy places the organism in Eukaryota, Metazoa, Arthropoda, Insecta, Hymenoptera, Encyrtidae. The record is from RefSeq and is a predicted model, not a curated record.
AUGAUGUCAUCACGAAUAAUCUCACUGCAGCCUUCGUUCCAUUUAAAUUUUAAGCAGUCGUAAUUCUGCAACAGAAUGGAUAUCACGUGGGUGCUGCUUGCGAUUCUAUUAGCUUGCAUAGUAAUAUAUAGGUAUUUGACAUUAACUUACAAUCACUGGAAAAAACAAAAUGUACCAUCUUUACCAAAUCCGUUGCCAGGAUUCGGACACAUGUGGCCAGUUAUUUCCCUUAAAAAUAGUUUAAUGACGUUUGCUGUGGAUGUGUAUGAAAAUUCGAAAACUAGUAUGGUUGGUUUUUACUUUAUGCGAAAACCAGGUCUAGUUUUAUGUGAGCCGGAACUAGUAAAGAGUGUUAUGGUUACAAACUUUUCAAAUUUCAGUGCCAACGGUAUUGUGUUGAAUGAAAAAUCAGAUCCUGUGUUAGCGAAAAAUCCUUUUUUCAUUGCUGACCCUCAUCGAUGGAAACAGUCAAGGGCCCGUGCGAUAGGCAACCUAUCAAGUAAAAAUAUAAAAUCACUUCUUAACAUUGUUAAAGAUGUGUGUCAAAACAUGAACGAUUACGUUGAUCGUAAAAUUAAAGAAAAUAAUGAUUCAUUUGAAAGUGAACUGAAGGAUACCUUUACUCGAUAUACUUCGGAAAUAGUGGCAAAUUGCGCAUUUGGAAUGGAAGGACAUAGUUUCGAAGAUAAUCCAGAUCCGUUGGCAUUCGUCAAUAUUACUAAGACACUUUUUGAACCAAAUUUCAUGAAUGGCAUCAAACAAGCCUUAGUUUUUUAUUUGCCAGCUUUAAGUAGUGCAAUUAACGUAAGCUUCAUAGAACCAAAGACGGAUAAAUAUUUUCGAGAAAACUUAAAACUUAUAAUCAAACAGAGAAGACAAGCAAAUCUGAUGCAAAAUGACUUUCUUCAAUUUUGUUUACAAUCAAAUCCUGAAGAUGACUUAGAUAGUACUAUAGCUGACAUUUUGAUAUUUUAUGUUGACGUUUAUGAAACAUCGAGUACAGUUUUAGCCAUAUUGUUUUAUCAUCUUUCACAAAAUCAGGAAGUACAAGAUAAACUUCGUUCUCAUAUUGUUUUGUCAAAGGAAGCUAACAAUGGAGAAAUAACGUACGAAUCUUUAAAAGGUAUGAAUUAUCUGGACCAAGUGAUAUCAGAGUCGUUACGGACACUGCCACCAGUAUUCGCACUAAAAAAAGAAUGUACCAAAGAAACGACUCUCACGGGAUCCGAUGGCCUACAGUGUCACGUUCGUCCUGGCACUGUUAUUAUGAUACCACUAAUGGGAUUGCAAAAUGACAGUAAAUAUUGGGAUAAGCCUCACGUUUUUGAUCCUGACAGAUUUAAUCCCGAAAAUCAUGCGAAUCACCGCGAAGGAGCCUAUUUGCCAUUUGGUGAUGGGCCUAGAAUGUGCUUAGGUAGACGACUGGCACUUAUGUUGGUGAAAUUAGCUGCAGCCACAUUAUUAACAAAUUACUCAAUAGAAAAUUCUGCAAAAAUGAAGACACCACUUGAAUUGGAAGCUACUUCAAUUGUAACUUACAUCAAAGGAGGUUUAUGGGGAAAAUUCAAGAGACUUUCAAAAUAUACAUUAACUAAAUUUUUUGGGGAGAAGUUGGUGCAGAAAGAGACGAAAAUGCAGUUUAAAAUUUUUCAGUAUCGCGACGGCAGCACAAUGGAACUGUUCCUUUCGUUGUUAAUACUAAUAGUAUUAACAUUAGUUACAUAUUGGUUUGCAACAAGACACUACAAUUAUUGGUCAAAACAACAUGUGCCAUUUCUCUCUAAUCCUGUGCCCGUGUUUGGUCACAUGUUGCCCAUUAUUACUUUAAAACAAAGCAUGAGUACGUUCAGCAAAAACGUGUAUAAUAAAACUGACGCAAGUGCAAUUGGUAUUUACUUCGUGCAGCGGCCUGGCUUGAUUAUCCGCGAUCCAGAAUUGGUGAAAAGUGUUUUGCAAACACACUUCAAUAGUUUCCACAACAACGGACUCCACUUGGAUAAAAACGUUGAAAAAGUUUUUUUGAAACAUCCAUUCUUCGUUACUGAUUUAAGCACUUGGAAAACGGAAAGGACGCGAACUGGCAGUCACCUAACGGGCAAAAAAUUGAGACAUCUCUUCGUGAUUAUAAAUGAAGUAUGUUCUAAAAUGGAUGAUUACAUCGAUAGAAAAAUAAAGGAGAAUAACGGCUCCCUCGAGUGCGACUUGAAGAAAACUUUCUUGAAAUAUACAGGUGAGAUCGUAGCAAACGCCGCCCUUGGAAUCGAGGGACAGUGUUUCAUUGACGAGCCUGACAAAUUAUCCUUCUCAAGUGUGGUAAAACUGGUACUCACAUCAUCGUUGAUCAACGGCAUCAAGCAGGCCUUGGUGUUCUAUCUGCCAAGUGUCGGAAAUUUCCUGAAGGUGAGUUACCUCUCUGAAAGGGCAAAUAACUACUUUCGAGAUAACAUCCUGGCCGUCAUGAAGGAGAGAAAACUGUCCAACAUCAAGCCAGACGAUUAUCUGCAAUUCAGCAUAGACGCAAGCGGCGAGGAUGACAUCAACAGAAUCAUCGCCGACGUUAUGAUCUUCUACGGUGAUGUGUACGAAACUUCGAGCUCGACCCUAUCCGCGUUGUUCUACUUUCUCUCGCAGAACAAAAAUAUACAAGUUAAGCUGCGCCAACACAUUCUCGACGUGCUCAAAAAGAACAAUGGAGUUGUGACCUACGAGUUGUUGAAGGACAUGAACUACUUGGAUCAGGUGAUCUUCGAGACAUUACGUUACUUGCCACCCUUUGGCACUCAGUUCAAGGAGUGCACCAAGGAAAUCACGCUCAUGGGAUCGGAUGGGCUGAAGUUCCACCUGAAACCGGGUGACCUCGCCUUCAUACCAGUAUUGGCUUUGCACAUGGACGAAACGUACUGGCCCGAUCCAGAAACCUUCGACCCGGAGAGGUUCAGUCCAGAAAACGUGGCCAGUCGCCAUCAAUUCGUUUACCUGCCCUUUGGUGAGGGUCCGAGGAUGUGCAUUGGGAUAAGACUGGGGAUGAUGUUGGUGAAAAUCGCGGCAGUGAAUCUGCUUAUCAAGUAUUCCGUAGAAAACUCGGAAAAGACAAGGAGGCCUUUGGAGUACGACCCAGCCUCGUUGAUAAUGUACAUCAAAGGUGGACUUUGGGGUCGUUUUGAAAGGUUGAACCGCAAUGAUUCUACCUAAUUCCAUGGCCUUUUUCGAAAUAACAUUUGUGUGAAUCGGUCAUUUGAAUAAAUAUGACAAAAAAACGAUAAAUUU